Molecule: messenger RNA, 1629 nt
Organism: Mesorhabditis spiculigera
Lineage: Eukaryota; Metazoa; Nematoda; Chromadorea; Rhabditida; Rhabditidae
Source: the annotation of a GenBank genome assembly
AUGCGGUUACUUUCGAUCUUCUCCUUUCUGCUAUUACUCGGCACCGUCUCUUCACUAAAUCUACUUUUAUUCCUCAUCGGGACGAACCAGUUUGAGCGCGGAACCUUCGAAUAUUUGGCCCAACAAUUGGCCUUGAGACACCAUAAUGUAAUUACCGUCAAGCCGAUAUUAAUCCCCGAAGAGCCACGAUUGGUGAAGCCGAAGCUUCAUUUGGUGCGGGAGAAGACGAUGAAGAACUUGUUGACCAAGAAACUCUACGAACCUCUUGAAAAAAUUGGUGACACCGUCCCGUGGAGCCAAAACUAUGAGCUCGAAAGGAUGGAGGAGCCCUAUUGGGUUGCGCAUAAUGCUUCUUGUGUAAAGAUGCUAAAUUCGAACCUUAUGGACCAACUCAAGAAAGACGAGCUCGAUGUCGUGAUCGCCUACGCUGGAAACCCGUGUCAACUGGCUUUGGCUCACGUUCUGGGCAAGCCAGUGAUUUAUUUUGAUCAGGAAGGACUCACCGAUGAAACGCUUGUUGCUGCCGGGGCCUCGCCAAGUCUGGACUACCCAUCUUCGCACUGCUCGUUUAGACCGACACCUUUCCUCGCCGUAAACCGGAUCUUCAAUGGUAUCUGUAUCCUGAAAGAGUACCUGGCCCAGUCGCGGAUCCCGUUUUUGGCGUCGAUUGUCUCAAGGAGAUAUAAGCACCUUGACCAUGAGAUCACGAAGAUGUUUGCUGAUGAUUAUGAGAUCAAGAAGAGGUUCAAGCCAUUCCCGGAUGUCAAUGAAUUAAAGGGCAAAUCAUCUCUAUUCUUUGCCAACACCGAUCGAUUAUUGGAGUACGAGCGACCACUUCCACCCCAUGUAAUUUCAGUCGGUGGAAUGCAUAUCGACCAUCCGAAGCCGUUGUUUGCGCCCUGGAACACCUCGAUCGAAUCCGCAGAAUCCGGUAUGAUCAUCGUUUCGAUGGGAACGCAGGCCAAUUCGGCGCAUAUGCCAGAAUAUCUGGCGAAAGCCCUCUUCGGUGCUCUGUCAAAGCUCAAGAAAUACCGUAUCUACUGGCGAGUGGGGCCAACUAUCAAAUUGGCCGGUGUCGAUGUCGAGAAGCCGCCCAGCCACAUCAACUUUACGGCUUACAUUCCGCAGAAUGAUUUGCUGGCGCACAAAUCCUGCAAACUCCUAAUCACCAACGGCGGUAUGCUAUCAGUCAUGGAAGCGGUGGCCCACGGUGUCCCGAUGGUCGGCAUCCCGCUCUACGGCCAGAAUAGGCAUAACAUGGGAAAAGUUGCGCACAGGGGCUUGGGCGUCGUCGUUGAAAAGCAGGACGUGACAGAAAGCACACUCUAUGCAGCCAUCAAGAAUGUGCUUGAUUACCCAAGCUUCAAAAACAAGGCAAAGUGGGCGUCGAAGGAGUUCAAGGCAAGGAAAAAUACUCCGUUUGAAGAGGUACUCCACUGGAUCGAAUUCAUCGCCCAACAACAGGGAAAUCCCUUGAAAUCGCCAGCCAGUCAUCCGCUUAUCCGACUAGCCAAGCAUUUAUGUUUGGAUCUGAUUUUGGCGAUGGUAUCUCCGGAGAAUGCUCAACAAAUCGUCUACUACCCCUCAAAAAUCCAUUCCAUCAAAAUCCAGCCCCUCGAAGGAUUCCAA